This is a messenger RNA of Conger conger (European conger), 3361 nucleotides long. It is a transcript of the gene ing1, whose product is annotated as inhibitor of growth family, member 1. The record is from RefSeq and is a predicted model, not a curated record. Gene Ontology annotation, cellular component: nucleus. NCBI's taxonomy places the organism in Eukaryota, Metazoa, Chordata, Actinopteri, Anguilliformes, Congridae. Gene Ontology annotation, biological process: positive regulation of DNA-templated transcription. Bases 1039 to 1884 code for a protein of 281 amino acids. The transcript has 2 exons.
UGGUUAUCCUUUCCUUCGGUUCUGUAAAAAUUGAAACGAUAGUGUAACUUAAUGGGAAUCUAAUUAUUGUAGCAUUUUAAUACUGCAAUAUUUCAGAUUAAAAUGACAUCGUUGAAAGAGGCUGAUAAAGUUACUUGGCUAGCUAGCUAACUAAUAUACCGUAUGCAGCAAGCCAAGUAGACUAACAUUACCGUUUUUCUCCAUAUCCAUGUCUUGGCCAUGCUAGCCCAGUUAGCUUCGCAAGUUCGCGAAAAACCUUGACAGCGAGCUAGUUCAUGGCAUUUCUCUGAACCCAGUUAAGCUCCGUGGAUAGCUAGCUAACUGGCAAGCGUAUUAUUAAUCUAGUGAUUGCUGUGACAUAGCAAAUCCAUAGCGCAAGCUAUUAGUGACAUAAAAUACUAAGUUAACGCUACCCCAACAGAAAUGUAUCGCCUACCGUUAAUCACACAUACUGACUGAGUUACCGUUAGCCAUAUCGUAACUUACUUAGUCAGUGUGAACCAAAAAUAACUUGUUUGCACAGAAUACGAAGUUAGGCAACAUUAAGGUUGGUAAUUCACUUACUCUGGCUCUGACCAGGAUCAAACUUACAAUGUUUUUACUGAACGAGCGCAGUUAGCAAGCAAGAUAAAUUGUGACUUGUUCGCAUGCGCACAUCAUGCUAGGAUAAAUGUUUCCCAAGUGUUUGAACUGGUAACUCAUUUUCCACGUUGGAUCAAGUACGGGGACCAGAAAACCAGAUAUUGCCAUAUCCAAGCAGACAUUGAGAGGUCGCAAACUCGGAUGAAUCGGCACACUUAGCUGCGAGGGUUAGACAGCUGAAUACUUUAGCUGGCUUUUUGGCGUCUGAACGUUUUGUUACGGUUUAAGAGAGGACCCGUUGGCCACAAACUAGCUAGCUAGUAUUAGCAGCCACCGUGUUGUGUUUGCCUGACAUUCACUCUCCAACUAGCUGGCUUGCUAUACCUUAAAGUGCAGCUUGCAGUAUAUCCUUUUUUUGGACAGCGACUGAAUUGAGGGUGAUUUGAAAAGGGGAAAAUGUUAAGCCCUGGCACUACCGGGGACUCACUCCACGUUACUAAUUAUGUGGAAGACUAUUUGGACUUGGUUGAAUCGUUGCCUUUCGACCUACAGAGAAAUGUGUCUCUUAUGAGGGAAAUCGACGCUAAAUAUCAAGAGGUCCUGAAGGAGCUGGAUGAGAUCUAUGAAAAGCACAAGAAGGAGGCUGACCCAGUCCAGAGGAAGCGGCUGACACACUGCCUCCAGAGGGCGCUGAUCCGGAGUCAGGAGCUCGGGGACGAGAAGAUCCAAAUCGUCAGUCAGAUGGUGGAGCUUGUGGAAAAUCGCAGCCGGCAGGUGGAGGGUCACGUGGAGCUCUUUGAAUCGUGCCAGGAGCCGGCAGAGAGCACCGUCACACCAGGGAAGAUGGGUCAGGACAAGAGGAGGGAAGAGGCAGCCAGCUCGGUCGACAAGCCGGGGAGCAAGCGCUCCCGGCGGCAGAAGAACAACGAGAACCGGGAGAACUCCAACAGCAACUUGGACCACAGUGACGAGAUCAGCGUGGGCACUCCCAAGGAAAAGAAGGCCAAAACUUCCAAGAAGAAGAAGCGGUCCAAGGCCAAAGCGGAGAGGGAGCCGUCGCCCGCGGACCUGCCCAUCGACCCCAACGAGCCCACCUACUGUCUGUGCGACCAGGUGUCCUACGGCGAGAUGAUAGGCUGCGACAAUGACGAGUGCCCGAUCGAGUGGUUCCACUUCUCCUGUGUGGCACUCAACCACAAGCCGAAAGGGAAGUGGUACUGCCCCAAAUGCAGAGGGGAGAGCGAGAAAACGAUGGACAAAGCCCUGGAGAAGUCCAAAAAGGAGAGGGCUUACAACAGGUAGUCGUAUACCUGGUCACCUGGACAGGCACAGGGGCAAUGGCGUCUCGGUUUUUUGUUCUGUCCUUCCGAGUGUAAAAGGGCUGUUGUGACUGAAGAUGGAGGCUGGUUAGCAGUGACGAUGGAACCGAAGUUUGACUUGCCUUUAAAGAGCACAGGCUGUUUAGAAAAACGUGGGGAGUGAUGGUCUGUCGAUCAGAAAACGAGCAGGUCUGCAGGCAGCAUGUCCCAAGUGCACGAGGAAUCGGAAAACCUGGGAUCGGAGGGUGGAAAGGCUUAAAGCAAGACUGCCAUCAGCUAGAAUGUUCAUCUGAGCUGAGUGGGUAAAUUAUCUUAAGUGAUUCUUGUGUUCCUGCAAAAAAAGUCUAUUCAGUAAGUGAAUAGCAUGGUGUUAAAACCAUAAUGCAAGGCAGCGGUAAGUCUAUGGUUUUUCUGCCGUAUAGUAUUUCACUGUAUUGAGUGACCCUACACUCACAGUGUAUUUUCAAGCUGGUCACAAUGUGCCACAAGGCAAAUGGAACUCCUCUUAAAAGUAACACAAGACGUGGAAUGCCUGGGAGCAGUUUCCAACAAGACCAGAAUGCAUCAAAGAGCAGUUGGCAUUUUAUUUUUUAUUUUUUUUAGGAAAGUUAUUUUCAUUUUUUUAUGUUGAAUGAAAAGGUGACCAGUGAUUUAUAAAAACCCAGUUGCUUUUUGCACAAAAAGCCUUGACCCAGUUUUAUGUUAGUCUUCCACUUGCUCCUGCUAUUUCUGGCAUAGGUCCUGUGCUGUUUGUCCGUUGAGCUUCUCUGCCCACAGUUCUUCUGUCUUUAAACGGCACUGCACACUUCCCAUUGUUUAGCAAAAAAAAUACAAAGCAAUAACUUGACUGAUACGUUUUUCUUUUCUCAGUUUGUGCAUUUGGCGUCACAGACUGUACAUUGUUCUCAUCCUUGCUGUCAUCAGUAACUGUUACCUGCUUAGACUAUUGCUGCAUUCCUGUUUCAGUCUCACUGGCAUCACAUUUUGAUUUUGACGUCUGAAAUUUACAUUGGCAACAUGGAUAUCCUGAUGCAGUUCCUUAAGUAAGGCUUGCAAUGUGGAAUGUUUAAGAUGGCAAGUUAUUUAUUGCUUUGUUUUGAGUGAAUGUAAAGGCAGACCCAAUACAAACAGAUGUGAGUGGGCCAAGUGUUUUAAUAAAACCAACAUUUAAGUGGUCCUGGGUUUGGCAACUAAAAUACCUGAAGACAUGAUGCAGCAAUAGUUUUGUGUUGAAGUCAUUUGUAAAUAUUUGGGUAAGUGUGACUCUCCUUGCCCAUUAUAUUUCUUUAAAUGUGAAUACCAUUUCUUUUGACCCAUGUACAUCAGAAGAUCCAAAAACAUUUUGAAUGUAGAUAUUGGUACAUGUUAAAAUGUACUGUUGUAUUUGAAGGCCAAUAGGCAGCUUUGUGUAAUGAACGCUUUAGUAUCUCACCAUGAAUAAAAACUGUACAGAAAAACAA